ACUCUAUUCUUUCAAUCUUCUACUCCUUUCUACUCUCUCUCUUUCCUUCUCUUUUUCCUUUUUCUCCUCGUCUACCAAGAGAAGUCAGAGCCGUCCCGUUCCAUGCUAACUCGUAGCAGUACCACAACCAGCAGCAGACCAGCGGAACAGAAUACUUGUUCUCUACUCUCAUUCUCUCCCUCCUCCUCCUCCUUUAUCACACUCGCUCAAGCGGCAGGAGCCCACCACUGGAGAAAGCUCCAUUGGAGAUAUGGAGAGCAGUAAGAGAUCUAAGCAGCAUAGAGAGUCCUCAUCCUCCAAACGGGACAAGAAAGCCUCCUCUAGCAACAGAGAUUCACAUUCUGGAGGGAAGAAGCAGCAGGCACCAAGAUUUGGAAAUCUGAUACCACGUAAUGAUGAACUAAAGCACUUAGCUACAAAUAUACUAGGGGACUAUCAUUCAACCGUUGAGACCUUAACACAGGAUCAUAAUCGACUGAUGGGUGUCGACCGGACCCUCCCCAUCACACCUCUCCCUUCUUCUCUCUCCUCCUCCUCCAAUCCUUUCGAAAACGCAUUCAGAUCCCAUGUCAAUCGUCAAACCAAAGCCCCGCCCACUUCUCUAACGAUCAAUUCACACUUUUCAAACGAAGAGCCAUUACCUCACCCUCUGUCUCAGGCCGACGGGUCUGGAUCUCGACAUUCAAAGAAACGAAAGAAAAAUCAAAGUUACAAGAAAGAGCCCGAGCCUGCUGCUACUGAGCAUGCUCAGUUCGGGAGUCUGCCAAAGUCUGCCAUUAAAGGAGAAGAAAAGAAAUUAAGGAAAUUGAAAAAGGAGAAGUACGAGUCUUUCGACCACGCCUCUUCUGAUCACGCCACGUUUCCGAGUCACGUCACGUCAUCCUCCGUUGUCUCGUCCGGUGGUCACGUGAGCUCAGGGUCGUUGGAAGCACCUCCUCCUCCUCCUCAGCUACGCAAACCCAACAAACUCUUUAUAGACACUUCUUCCCUCGACGCAUCAGAUUUACAAUCUAUUAAAGAUUUGAUUCACCUUCCUCCAUUCAUUACCCCUAUACACACUCCUUGCAAGAAAUUAGAUAAUCCAUUUCACUUCCCUUCCUCUCAAUCCUCCACUGCCUCUCUUCCUAAUGCUACGAGCAGCACAUCAACCCUUGCUACCACUACCGUCAUAAUGGACUCACAAAAUGCACCCAACACACUUCAUGGCAAUCCAAUAACAAGAACCAGUUCCCAUCAGUCUGGCCCUGGUUCUAUAGUCCCUGAUAUAUUAGGUGACAUCAGUAGCAGUGAAGACAACACCAGCAGCUCAUCAGAAGAUGAGGACGAGGAAGAGAGUGAGGGAGAGAGAGAGACAGCUGCCCCUGGAGCAUUUAGUGAGAACACUUCUUCAAUGCUGGACCAGAUAAGACGUGAGUUGAAUCCUUCCCUUAACACCAUAACUCCAUUGAAGUCCUCUCCACCCACUCUCCACCGCUCCCUGUUGCUACCGGCAACGGAUGAAUCCGCUAAUCUAUCGCCAGCGAAAUUCCCGCACCCAUUCCCCCCACCACCUUCUUCCACGGCUCCGUCAAAUGCUAACGAUCACGCAUCAAGUGAUUCUGAUUCAUACUCUGAUUCUGAUUCCGAUUCUGAUUCGGAAUCGGAAUCAGAGUCUCAACCUCUCCAGUCCGAGGCUGCCCAUAACUCGGUUUUGUCCGGUGAGGGAAACACCCAACCAUUCGACCCCGCCCAACAUUCUUCGUUUGACCACACCCACACUCGGCGACAAGAAUCGAGGCCCUUUACAUACGAGCCCGAAAGUGCCACGCCUACACCUACUGGAACUCAAUACGCACUCGGUAAUUUCAGUCAAUCUCAUUCCGGCCACGCCCAUCAGCAGUCGCAUGGUGAGAGGGGUUCGUCUCAUCCAAAGAAGCGACGUCAUUCUGAGAACGCUCGGAAAAGGCGUCAAAAUGCGAGUCAUCAGGAGAGAGAUGACAAGAAGAUUCAUUUGUCUGAAGUCCAGGACUUUUCUAACAGCAGGGUAGGGAGUGAUGAUCCAACGGCAUACAGGCAUAGUAAGCCACACCUCUCUGAGGGGAGGGGCAAAGAUGUCUCGGAACUUGUUGUUCAGAUUUCUCUCGCUAAAGUUGAAGUACCCCAGAAGACUAAGCCACAGGCAACAGUAGGUCCUUAUCACAUAUCAGACAGUAAGAGGACAGGAUCAGUUUCUGAUUCCAGUCACUCUUAUCGAGAUACUUAUCAUCACAGUGACCACAGGGGCUGGUCUAACGAUUACAGCCGAUCUCAUAGAGAAGGAGGUGGGGAGAGGCAUUGGAACGAAACCCCGCCCCCUGGAAACCGACCUAACGAUGAGCAUUGGUACCACGAAAGCAACUCAACCAAUGAAAGAAGCAGACAUGUCAAUCCUCAGCUUUAUUAUGAGAGGGCUAGAUCACUCAAGAGAGAAGCUGAUUCACUUCCGCCUAAUGAUGCUGUUCGUAAAGCUUUAAAGUACAUGGAAGCCGUGACUUAUUUUAUGAGGCAUGGCUACUCACAGGAGACUGAUUUAAGUGUAAGUGGCAGCAGCAGUAGAGGUGGAGCUUACAAGAUAUACUCGGACAUUGUUAACAUGGUCAAGUACUGCUCUAAAAUGGGGAGCGAAUGCAAACCACUACUGAUACUAUGUUUAAGGUGUCAUUCUGUGUUACUGUGGAGGAUGUAUACUCUUAGGCAGUACAAUGUCCACCAGCUCUAUAAGGAAUUACAAGAUGUCUUUAAUACUUCUUCUAAGCAUCAUCAAAAGUCUCCGGUACCUUCUGGUAACUUCUCUCCAUUGCCAUCUCCUACUAGUGUAGGGAGUACAGCAAGUUCAUGCAGUGUACCAUCCGCUAGUGAACAGUCUUUGACUAUUAAUAAAAGCUCUUGUUCUAAAGUGAUGGAGUACUUAACUCUAACCAAUCAUGUCCAUCAGUCAGUUGAGCUCUGGAGACAGUCUGACUCAAUGUCAAGUCAGCAUAAAGAUUUUUUUAGUAACAUUACCAGGAAGAUGGGAGAUAUUACACAGUUCAGCUCAUUAACAAUAUUCACAGAAUGGAUGGAGAACGGAUUACAACACAUUAGCAGAAAUGUGUAAAGAUUAUUAAUUAUUUAUUAAUAUAAUUUGAGAAAUGUAAUAUCGCACCUGCUCUUGCAUCAGUCAGUAUUAUUAUUAUUAUUAUUAUUAUUCUUAUUAUUACUAGUAAAUGAUAAUGUAUUAUAAAUGUGGUAAUAGUGUUGUUAUAAUUUUUGUUAUAUAUAGAAGAGAGAGAGGCACCAUGAUGUGUGCAGCUGUCAUGAGAUUUAAUCAUUAUUUCUUAUCAAAUUGAAUUAAUUAUCACCUCUCCUCAUAUUAUUAUUAUUAUUAUUAUUAUUAUUAUUAUUAUUAUUAUUGUUAUUAUUAUUAUAAAUGCAGACUUUUAACAGCACUAAGAGGAUUGUAUCUACAGUGAUUAAUUAA
Messenger RNA from Amphimedon queenslandica, 3478 nucleotides. RefSeq names its product AF4/FMR2 family member 4-like. Lineage: Eukaryota; Metazoa; Porifera; Demospongiae; Haplosclerida; Niphatidae. Gene Ontology annotation, biological process: regulation of gene expression. The transcript has 21 exons. Gene Ontology annotation, cellular component: nucleus; super elongation complex. The coding region runs from base 251 to 3115 and encodes 954 amino acids. The record is from RefSeq and is a predicted model, not a curated record.